Stylophora pistillata is the source of this 533-nucleotide messenger RNA. RefSeq names its product peroxidasin-like. NCBI's taxonomy places the organism in Eukaryota, Metazoa, Cnidaria, Anthozoa, Scleractinia, Pocilloporidae. The record is from RefSeq and is a predicted model, not a curated record.
GUAAGAUCACCACUCAUCCUAGUAAUAUGACGAAAAGAGAAGGAGAAAACGUUACGUUACACUGUAAUGCUACUGGAAAUCCGCUCCCUACUUUAUCAUGGACAAAAGAUGGGUCUGAUAUAGCUAACAACCAUAGGAUCAGCAUUUCAGAAGACAAAAAACAAUUGGCGAUAACCAUUGCGAACCGAGAACACAGAGGAGGAUAUCUGUGUGUCGCCCACAAUGAAGUUGGAAACGAUUCCUUGAUAAUAGCCAUAUUAGAUGUACAAUAUCGACCUGAGAUAGCUUCUCAUCCACAGAUUGUUACGAAACCAGAAGGGGAAAAUGUGACAUUGACUUGUAAUGCUACUGGAAAUCCAGAGCCAGAGCUGUUAUGGUUCAAAGAUUAUGAACACCUCGAGAGAAGCAGUAACAGGAUUAGUUUGUCAGCAGGCAACAAGUCGCUGAUGAUAGCGAAUUUGAACAGAACAAAUAGCGGAAAAUACCUGUGUGUCGCCCAGAAUGAAGUUGGAAACGCUACCUCGAAUAUUACC